Molecule: messenger RNA, 3303 nt
Organism: Centruroides sculpturatus (bark scorpion)
Lineage: Eukaryota; Metazoa; Arthropoda; Arachnida; Scorpiones; Buthidae
Product: leukocyte receptor cluster member 8 homolog
Exons: 16
Coding region: 112-2367 (751 amino acids)
Cellular component (GO): nucleus
Source: RefSeq, a predicted model, not a curated record
AUUAAGAUAAGUGUGUGGAGAUGUAUCUUUGAAAUUGCAUUUUACAAAUUCUAUUAUUUUAGAUUAUAUAACAAUUUAAAAAUUUUUAAAAUAUUUUAUUUAUAAUUUAUAAUGUCUACAUUAGAUUGGGAAAAAUUUCAGUCACAGCAGUUUGGAAAUCAAGGCGAUAAUUCUACAGAAGGUUCCUCUUCAGAAACAAGUACAAAUCAAGCUUGGGAAAAUGCAAGAAAAGCUUUAGAACAAGCUCAGUUGACCAAAGCUUCUUCUAAUAAUGGAAAUACUUUACAAGAUUCUACAGUUAAUCAGCAAUUAUAUGGUUAUCCUCCAUAUUGGCAAACAAAUCAUGGAAUGUAUCCAAAUUAUCCUCCAAGGUAUGGGAACUAUGAAAUGACAAAUUAUUCUUACUCCUAUCAUCAUUAUGAUACGUAUCCUGGCUAUGCAAGUUAUUAUUCAACAUCUUAUUUUCCAUCUUCAUCAUCUGCUCCACCGCCGCCACCUCCACCACCACCUCCAGGAGAAACAGAAUCCCAUUUAGAUUCUGGUACUAAAUCUGAUUGUACAGAUGACAAUAGCAAUCAAGAAAAUGAUAGGACCAAGACAAUUCAUCAUAAUAAUCUUGUAUUUCAGCCACCACCUCCGCCACCACCAACACCACCUCUUGCUCAUAAUGCAUAUAGAUAUAGCGGGACAAAUAAUCAAUUUUCAGCAUCCUCAAAUAAAUCUUCUUCAAACAUUAGAAUUAGUCUUCCAAAAAGAAAUGUUCCAAAUUCUAACAAUCCCUUGAACUCUUACUUUCAACGGGGAAAAGGAAGAGGAAUGAGGCAAAAUAAUUUCAUGCAGCAACAAUACAAUCAAUCAUCUAAUUUAACAAAUCAGCAGUUGCCAACUAAUACACAACAGUUUACUCACUAUCAACAAAAUUCAACUGAAUCAGAAAUUACAAAUAAGCAUGAUCAACAAAAACAAAAAGAAAUAUCUAAAACACAAGUUGAAGGAGGAUGGCCAAAGAGUUUAAGUGAAUACAUGAAACGUGCAUUUGAAAAAUGCAAGACUGAUUUGGAUAAAGAUCAAGUUGAAAUUAUUCUUAAAGGAAAAGUAACCAAAGCUUAUAGUGAUGGCACAAUAUGGACAAAAGAUUGGGACAAUGAAGCCCUACCAAGCAUCCAUAGUGAAAGAUUAGAAAGAGAACAGUCCGUUAAUGCUACAACAGAACAAAAUUAUUACACAAUGUCAAAUUCAAAUGAUGCAUACUUUCAACAAAGAAUGAAAGGAAAUCAAUCUCCAAGGAAUACUCAAGAAAGAUCAUGUUCUAAAUCUAGAUCAAGAUCAAAAUCUUGGAGUCCACCACAAAGAAAAUCAAAGAAGAAACGACAUUCCAGCGACAGUAAUGAUUCCUCUAACUCAGAUGACAGUACUGAAAGUAAAAUGAAGAAACAUGGUCUUAGUUCUAUUAUAGGGCCAUCUAUUAAUUUAAAUCGUGGACGAGGUAGGGGUAGAGGACGUGGACGUGGUAGAGGAAAUGGUUCUGGACAAGGAAAGAAGUCUAAGAAAAAUAAGAAUAAAAAUAACUUUGGAAUGGAAGUAGAAUUUUCAUCAUCUGAAAGAUUGCAAAAGAGAGCUGCAAGAUUCCAAACAGAUAGUUCUGGAAAGAAAGGAAAAACACAAUCUAUAGUUUUAACAAUAAAUAAUUUAACGGCUAGUGAAAAAACUGAUUCAGAAGCAUGCAAUAUUGUAGGAACAUCAAAGGACAUUGAAAAACAGUAUCUUAGGUUAACAACUGCUCCAGAUCCUUCAACAAUUCGUCCAGUCGAUAUUCUUCGGCAGUCGCUUGUUAUGGUGCGGGAUCACUGGAUAAAACAUCAAGAUUAUCACUACGCAUGCGACCAGUUGAAAUCCAUUCGUCAGGAUUUAACGGUUCAAGGAAUUAGGGACAACUUCACCGUUCAAGUAUAUGAAACUCAUGCUAGAAUAGCAUUAGAAAAGGGUGACCAUGCAGAAUUCAAUCAGUGUCAAACUCAGUUAAAAGCUUUGUAUUCUGAAACGGGAAUGGGCAAUAAACUUGAAUUUACUGGAUAUCACAUUAUAUAUUAUAUUUUUACCAAAAAUACUCUUGAACUUCGUUCGUUGGUAGCCGGUCUGAGCCCGACGGACAAAAAGAAUGAAGUUAUUGCCCACUCGUUACAACUGUUAUCUGCAUGGGUAUUAAAUAAUUAUCAUAAAUUUUUUAAAUUGUAUCAAUCAGCUCCUAAAAUGGCAGGUUAUUUGAUUGAUUGGGUUGCAGAAAGGGAAAGAAAGAUUGCAUUGAAGGCCAUGAUUAAAUCGUAUGUAUCAAUACAUUAUAAGUAUUAUCCAAAGGUAUUUGUCUAAAAAUGUCGUAAUUUUGUUGUUAUAAAUCUUUAAUUUAAGUUAGAAAUUCAAAUUUAUAAACGUUUUGGUAAUAAUUUUUUAAUUCUCAAAAAAGUUUUAUUUCUAAUGUCCAGUUUUUGUGGAUAUUAAAAAUAUUGCUUAGAUAAAAUUAUUCUUGAGUGAAGUUGGAAUGUCUGUACUCAAGCAAAUAGAGCUUUAAUUUAUUUCAAUUGAUCUUUAUUGGAUUGCUAUAGACCAGUGAUUUUCAGACUGACAUUCAUAUAAUUCUUGCUAAAUUUAAUUUUGCACCAUUCUGUAAUCUACUAAUUUACAAAAGUCUGCAAAAAUUAAAAUUAGCAAUAAGUAUUUCACAAAUGAAAAUGACUUUUAGACAUGAAGGAAAAUUUAAACAUUUAAACACCACUUUAAAAAGUUCCUAAAAGUGUGUUAAUUUUCAAUUUUUAUUUAUUAAUUUUUAAAUUUAUUUUAAAAAUUCUUUAAUAUAAGAAUAACAGACUUAUCAUAUAUAUCAAAGAUCUGUGGAAAACAUUUUGAUAAUUAACUAGGCUGCACGUAUAAUUUACAUAAUGUAAUAUUAAUUAUUUUGACAGAAUAUUUUACUACUUUGAUAUCCGUAGCAAUCAAAUGGAGGUCAUAAAUAAGUUUUAGAGUGUUUUGCUUUUUUUUUUACUUAAAGAAAAGGUUUAGUUAUAAGUGAAAUUCUGAUAAUUUUGUCUAAAAAUGUAAAUUCUAUUGUAAUGUUUUUGUUUAAAAAAAUUUUAGAUAAUAGUAAUGGGGGAUUUUUAAACUAAAAAUGAUGAAAUCACUCAAUAUAAUCUCAUACUUUUUUCAUGCAUAGUCAUUUUUGAAAAUACAAACAGAUAUAAAUUAAAGUCAAUUUUAAAGUGUAGAAAAAUAUAAAUUUUUUUGGUAAUUGUGUACAAAGAAAAAAAUAAU